AGGAUUCCUCUUCUAAUCCCAUCCCAUCCAUUUUAAUGAUGACGUUGCACUAAUCUGUAAACGGGAGUUUGAGCAAGAGCCGCUUCGCAGUGGUUUCUCACAUCUUUUGAUUAGUACUCAUAGCGCAGAAGCCAGUACAGCACAACUUUGGCUUUAGCUUCAGACACACGUUUUAAAAGGAGGACAUGUGUUAAGAUGGCAGCGAGGUGGGAGGAUGUAGCGGCUCAGAAGGCCGAUAUGAUAGCUAGCCGCCUGCGAGAGCUGCUGUCCACUGGACUGGGCCUGUUACACUCCAAACUCGGGGUGGACCUGGGGCUGAAGCCCGAACAGUAUCCGUCCUGGGUUCUGUUGAUGACGGCCUUCCUCGGGUUGCUGGUGAUCGUGGUCGUGUGGCUCGCGGCCUGCGCCGGGCUUUGCUCAAGGAGAAAGCGGGGUGCCAUAGCCAGCGACUCCGGUAGCCAAGCCACCAAAACAUCGGCAGCCAAGAGUGUAAAAGCAGCAGAACUAAAGAAAAAGAACAAGAAAAAAACGGUUGAAAAGAAACCUCAGUCGAAUGGACGCACAAUACUUGAACUGCAAGAUGAUGAUGUCAAAGACACCAAUGAGAUUUUGAAACAAUCAGAAAUGAAGGCUGAGAAGCAAACAAAGAAGAGCAAGAAGAAGACAAAAGCCGAAGUAAAACCAGCACUGCAUAUCUCUUCUCCUGGUGGAAAAGAACCAGAGGAUGGUGCAUGGGAAACGAAGAUUAGUAACCGGGAGAAGAAGCAGCAGCGCAGGCGGGACAAAGUGACUGAAGAUUCCAGUCUUCCUGUGACUCAAGUAUCUCUUGCUACAGAACACCCCACAUCAGUUGUCUCGGUUCCAAUUGGUGUUAGGAAAGUCAAAGGGGAACCUCUUCGUAUGAAGCCAGGAAAAGGAGAGGCCAUAAUAUCUCAGGUGUCAGCCAGCUGGAGCGAAGCCCCUGCAGUGAAUGGAGGCGGAUGGAAUGAUAUGGCUAUGAAACUUCCCACUCGGAUGUCCGGAGGAGAUGGAGAGACCUGGACAGCAAUCGCAAAAGCUGCUGCUAAAAGAAACCCAGAGCCGGCUUGGGGUCUGGAACUAGAAGGUACUAGAGAAGCAGGUCCUUGGAUUACAAUUGCUGAUCUGCAGUUGGAAAGCAGCCAAACAAAAAUUGACGAUCAGUGGUCUGGCACAAAUGGACUUUCAACAAUAGAUCCCAGCUCUGACUGGAAUGCUCCUGCUGAAGAGUGGGGAAACUGGGACGAGCAGAAAGCCUCACCACCUCCUCAGCCCGAGGGGCCAGCUACAGAUGUUCAGAAGGUAUCGGAUGAUGAGAAAAAAAAGGUGGACUCGGCUGCUGCUUCAGCAAGUGGAAAAUCUAAAAAGAAGAAAAAGAAAAAGAAGCAGCAAGGAGAGGAUGACAGUGCUCCUAUCCAGGAAACUGGGGAGCCAGAAAAGGAGCCUUCGUCUGAAUUAGAGCUGGCCAACUAUGAGCCGGAAAUGGCUUUGCCUGAAAAGGCUACACCUGCUGGUGAACCAGUUAAGGUUGAGCUGAAGGUGGAGCGACCAGUCCCAGUCAUGACAGCGCCACCUGUAACUGCACUGGACAGUACUUCUAAGAAUAUCACUUCACACGUGCCACAGAGGCUAUCGGAGCCAGAACCUCCUGUUUCCACUACUAAACAAAGCAACAUGCCUCCACAUUCACAGAUAAAAUCUGAAAACUGGGAGUCACCAAAGCAAGUUCAAAAGAAGAAGAAAGCAAGAAGGGAAACAUGAGCUUUAACUAGAUUUAAGUUCAAUAAUAUGCAAAAUGAUUUUGAAGAAAUUCAUGUUUAUGCAAUAGUUUGAGUGUACAGCAUUUUAUACAAAUGUUGACUGUUUUUUAAAAAUCAAAACUUAAUAGAUAUGGUCUUGAAUAGCUUAAUUGCAAAUAAAAGCAAGUCGAUAUAAAAUCGCAUCUAAACAAUGCUGCAAUGUGGGAAAACACUUUGAAAGCUAAAUAUAUGUUUGUGGCAUAAGAAAGGAUGAGUAAUUGGAUAAAUCUAGAUUUACAUUGUUAAUCUCAUUAGUUUGAGAUACUGCUGGCCACAGGGUUAGAAAUGUUUUAAAUGCAUAUGUCAAGGAAGGACAGCUCUGCGACAGUGACAUCCAGGGUGUAUUCCAGAAACUAAUGCUUCUGAAUGCAAAUGGAAAAAUGUAUAGCCAGCAUCUAUUAACUGGUUAUGUAUAGUGCGUGGUUGCUGAGCUAAACAACACAUUACUGAUUUACUGCCUGUUUUUUCUAGUGGUAUACCAAUAGGUAUGUACUACAUACCAUGCUCACACUCUAAUCAUUUUGCUUUUCCCUGAACUUAGUUUAGAGAUCCUCUCCCUUCCCACCAACCUGGUCCAUUUCAUUGAUAAGAUGGUAUAGUUUAAUGUUUGCUUUAUAAUUUUUGUAAAAACCCAUAGCCAUGGAAAAAGCCAAGCCAUAUGUAUAUUAAGAAAGGCCAGUUUGAUUAAGAAUACUGUGGGUCUGAUGUAGAAUAUACAUUUCUCUGGUGAUUUUUAUUCACAAGACCAUUUUAGAAUGUAAGCCUUUCAUUCCAUGAUCUUGAAGGAAGCUUUGCUGUUUAUUUAGUGCAUA
Molecule: messenger RNA, 2629 nt
Organism: Polyodon spathula (Mississippi paddlefish)
Lineage: Eukaryota; Metazoa; Chordata; Actinopteri; Acipenseriformes; Polyodontidae
Gene: mtdha
Product: metadherin a
Exons: 13
Coding region: 196-1779 (527 amino acids)
Biological process (GO): positive regulation of canonical NF-kappaB signal transduction; positive regulation of angiogenesis; regulation of transcription by RNA polymerase II
Cellular component (GO): nucleus
Molecular function (GO): transcription coregulator activity
Source: RefSeq, a predicted model, not a curated record